AUGUAUAAGGUCAAUGUUAAUGGAGAAAAUGUGAAUGAGCUACUUCAAGCUCAUGCUCAUGUGUGGAAUCACAUUUUUAACUUCAUAAAUCCCGUGUCCUUAAAAUGUGCUGUUGAAUUAGGUAUCCCAGAUAUCAUUCAAAACCAUGGCAAGCCCAUGACUGUCACCGAGUUGGUCGCUGCACUACCAACGCUCAACCCUACCAAGGCAUGCAACAUCUACCGGCUCAUGCGUAUUUUAGUUCAUUCGGGCUUCUUUGCACAAAAAAAGCUUAGCAAUGACGCCCAAGAAGAUGGUUAUGUUCUUACCAGUGCUUCUCGUCUCUUGCUUAAUGAUAAUCCCUUAAGCGUUACACCUCUUCUGAAAGCUAUGUUGGAUCCUGUUUUAACAAAGCCUUGGGAUUUUCUAGGCAUCUGGUUCCAAAAUAAUGAUUAUACCCCAUUUGAUAUAGCUCAUGGGAAGACGUUUUGGGAAUAUGCUUCUCAUGACCCAAAGCUUGGUAAUUCUUUCAAUGAAGCCAUGGCUAGCGAUGCUCGAUUGGUUAGUAGCGUUUUGAUUGACAAGUGUAAGGGCUCAUUUGAGGGAUUGAAUUCGUUGGUGGACGUUGGAGGGGGCACAGGAACACUAGGCAAGGCCAUCGCUGAUGCAUUGCCAAACUUGGAGUGCACUGUGUUUGAUCUUCCUCGUGUUGUUGCUGACCAACAAGAUAGCGGGAACUUGAAAUAUGUUGGAGGCGAUAUGUUUGAGGAUGUUCCUGUUGCAGAUGCAUGGAUAUUGCACAAUUGGAAUGACGAUGAAUGCUUGAAGAUUCUGAAACGAUUCAAAGUGGCGAUUUUAAAUCAAGACAAACAAGUGAUGGUUAAAAUUACUCCUAUACUGGGUUUGAGAUCUCUCAUUGAGGUUUACCUUUAG
Messenger RNA from Hibiscus syriacus, 912 nucleotides. Its product is annotated as probable O-methyltransferase 3. Gene Ontology annotation, biological process: methylation. Gene Ontology annotation, molecular function: protein dimerization activity; S-adenosylmethionine-dependent methyltransferase activity; O-methyltransferase activity. Bases 1 to 912 code for a protein of 303 amino acids. The transcript has 2 exons. NCBI's taxonomy places the organism in Eukaryota, Viridiplantae, Streptophyta, Magnoliopsida, Malvales, Malvaceae. The record is from RefSeq and is a predicted model, not a curated record.